CCUAUCCCAGGCUAGGGGCAUGGCAGAGGCCGUCUUGACCGGCCGGGAGUCGUGAGGGGUCGUCUGGGGGCGUAUCCGCUAGGCCUGCCGGGCGUGGCGUCCGGGGUCGGGGGCGUGUCCGCCAGGCACCGGCCUGGGAGGAAGCGCGAGGCGGCUGUGGGUAGCGGCCUGGAGGCGUCUGGGCAGGGUGGUUCGGACGCUGUGCGGGAGGAUCAUGGCGCCCCGAGCUGUGCGCGGCGCGCUCCUGCUCUGGGCCCUGGCGCUGUGCUGCCUGAGCGGCGCGGGCCGGCCGUGGAGUGGCAGCCACGAGUGGAAAAAACUAAUUUUGACCCAACUCUGGCCUCCAACACUGUGCAAGGAAGUUAAUGACUGUGAAAAGUCUCCUGAUUAUUGGACAAUACAUGGACUAUGGCCUGACAAAGUGGAAGAUUGUAAUUCAUCGUGGCACUUUCAUUUAGAUGAGAUUAAGGACCUUUUCCAGGACAUGAAUCUGUUCUGGCCUGACAUAAAGCACCCACUGAAUGGCAGCAGGUUCUGGAAGCAUGAAUGGGAGAAGCACGGCACCUGUGCUGCCCAGGUGGAUGCCCUCGACUCUGAGAAGAAAUACUUUGGGAAGAGCCUGGUGCUGUACAAGCAGAUUGACCUCACCAGAAUGCUCCAAAAAUUUAAGAUUGAACCAUCUAUCAAUUACUAUCAUAUUUCAGACUUUAAAGAUGCCCUGACCAGAAUCUAUGGAGUUGUCCCUAAGAUCCAGUGCCUUCCACCUGUACAGGGUGAGACAGUGCAAACAAUUAGUCAGAUAGAGUUGUGCUUCACUAAGGAGGACUUCCAUUUGCGGAACUGCACGGAGCCUGGGGAACCGCUGUCACCAAAGCAGGACAUGUGGCUGUCCAAGGUCACUGCCACACAGUCGAUGGUGGUCUGUGAAGAUGGCCCAGUCUUCUACCCCCCACCUAAAAAGACCAAGUAUUGAUGUCUAAAUUGUGUUCUACAAAUUAAGAGGAAUUUACAAAUCAACUGUUUUUUUAAAAACUGAAUCUAAAACCUUUUAAAAAUG
This is a messenger RNA of Chinchilla lanigera (long-tailed chinchilla), 1057 nucleotides long. RefSeq names its product ribonuclease T2 (gene Rnaset2). NCBI's taxonomy places the organism in Eukaryota, Metazoa, Chordata, Mammalia, Rodentia, Chinchillidae. The record is from RefSeq and is a predicted model, not a curated record. The transcript has 9 exons. Gene Ontology annotation, molecular function: ribonuclease T2 activity; RNA binding. Bases 215 to 973 code for a protein of 252 amino acids. Gene Ontology annotation, biological process: RNA catabolic process. Gene Ontology annotation, cellular component: extracellular region.